AUGUUACCUCCGGUGAGGAGGUCUCCUUAUGUGAUUCGUGCGGUUCCUAUUGAAGCUAAUUUGACAAAGGAAGAUAACAUAAUAUCUAACUGGAAAUAUAUGUUUCGGAGGUAUCUACUUGAAAUAAAUCAUAAUAUGGUGUUUGCGGUUCAAUAUGAAAUUGAUUUUUUCGAUCACUACAUGACGUGGAAAACAAGGGGUAACUCGAAUGAUUGCGACAUAUUUUUGAUGAGACACAUGGAAACUUAUAAAGGGGGUCCGUUAGCACAAUGGGAAUGUGGAUUAAAAAAUGAGGGUACCGAUCAAUUACUUCAAAUGAGGAAGUUGCAGAGGAGGUAUUGUUUGAAAAUAUUGUUGAGUGAUGUGAACAUAAUGAAGUCUGAUGUUGAAAAUCUAAUUGAUCAAUAUCAAAUGAUGUCUAAUAAUGAUAGGCGUAAAUUGUAUCAAGAUGCUGUUAUUAAAAUAGGUUCUCGUUUGGCAGCAUUUGGUCCAUGA
This is a messenger RNA of Lactuca virosa, 495 nucleotides long. Lineage: Eukaryota; Viridiplantae; Streptophyta; Magnoliopsida; Asterales; Asteraceae. The record is from the annotation of a GenBank genome assembly.